This is a messenger RNA of Paramecium tetraurelia, 2823 nucleotides long. RefSeq lists its product as uncharacterized. The record is from RefSeq and is a predicted model, not a curated record. Gene Ontology annotation, cellular component: TRAMP complex; nucleolus. The transcript is spliced from 9 exons. Gene Ontology annotation, biological process: RNA 3'-end processing. NCBI's taxonomy places the organism in Eukaryota, Ciliophora, Oligohymenophorea, Peniculida, Parameciidae. Gene Ontology annotation, molecular function: mRNA binding; poly(A) RNA polymerase activity.
AUGUAUCUCCAUGAUUUGCUUGUUGAAAGGUCUAGCUACGCUUUAAAAGAUGAAAACCCAAAAUUCCCUUCAAUAAACGAAGAUAUAAAAGUUGUGUGCUUGGUUCGUAAAAGGCGUUCACAUGAGGAAGAGAAAUUGCAUUUAGAAUAGAAAUUACUUUCCAAAAUUUGUAUCAUUGAUUAAGAUGAUAUAUUCGAUAAAUUUUGUCUUCAAGGUUCCUUAGAGGAUAUCAUAAACUUGUUAAUUGAAUGUUCCAAUGGAUUAGCAUUUUCUUCUUAACCAAAGGUCACUCUAAACUCAAUUGCAAAAUAAUAUAUUGUGAAUGAUGCCAUCUGGUUCAAUCCUAAAACGUAUUAGACAUGCGCUGGUUGGGUUAUAAAUGAGUUUGAAAAAGCUAUAGCGUUAAUAUAUUAUCAAAGUUAAUAAGGAAAUUUAACUGACAACAAUUCAAUCUAAAAUGAGGAUCUUAAAAAAUAUUGGAUGUAAAAUGCUGAUUUUAAAUUAAAAAUACUAAAUUAAAUUCCUUAAAUAUGCAAGGAAUUUAAGAAUGCUCCAAAAAAGAAAAAUACUAAGUAGGAAGAUAUUUUAUGGGCAUAAUUGUUGAUGAAAAAGCCUAUGUAAACAAACGAUGGAUAGGGUGGAUAUGAUAUCAAUAACAUCAUCGCAUCAUUAGAAAUAAAUGAGAAGGAAAUCAACUAACUAUUUGAAAAUAACAAUUUUGAUAAUAUCUAUUGUUAACCUUUGGAAAGAUUUAGUUUGCUUUCAUCUUAUUGUGAAAAGAGAAUUUUGAGAAUGAUUAGAGAUUAAUUUAAAGAAAAACUAGUCAAAGAUCUUUAAGAAAUAGAAGGCAAAGAAAAAAAGAAGACUCAAGAUCAAAAAAAGAAAUCUAAAAAGUAGAAGAAAUAAAAAAGCAAAAAUGAAAAUGAUUCUUAAAAAAAUCUGAUCUCAAAUCAAGAUAAAUGUAAUAGUGUUGAAAUGAAUGAUAAAUAAGAUACAACUUAAGAUGAUGUACAUUGUACUGAAUGUGAAUGCAAUAGACAUUCAAAUCCUUGCUCUGAUCAUAAGCAAAUUGAUUUUAUAACUGCUGAUCUUCAUAAAAAAGAUACCAAUAUUUUAGAGCCAACUAAGAUAACAGAGUUGAUUCAAGAGAUAGAUCGAAAUGAAAAUGAAUUAAGUGGUUAAAAUGAUGAUGAAGAUAAUUGGGUUGUUAUCACAGCACCAAAAAGACAACGAAAGAAGACCUAAAGAAAAUUUGCCAGUUCUCAGGAUCUCCAUUUAAAAAAGGCUAAUCCAAACACUAAAUCUAAUCAACCCACUUAAAUCACUCCCACUUAAAAACCUAAACCUUAAAUUAUAAAUCAAUUUAAUUACUAGCAAAAGGAUAUUGAAGAUAAAGAUAAAGAGAAUUUUUCUAAUAGAAAUAGUCUAAAAAAUAGUAGUUAAGAAACACUCUCUUAAUAAACUCUUACUCCUGAAAAGAAGGAGGCUAUAUCUCCAUAAUCAGAAAAUGCAGAAAUUACAAAAUAAAAUAAGGUUUCUUAGAAUCCUAUCUAAAUUACAGUAGAUGAAAACUCGAUAAUUAAACCAUUGAAACAUGUAAUUCAAAUAUAAGAGUUGAGUCUUUGUUAAGAGGAAUUAUUAUUGGAUAACAAUAAUUUAAAUAUGAAUUAUUCUUAAAAUAAUCUAGAAUUUUAUAAAGCUAACAAUCCUGAUGAAAUUGAUACUAUUAUUAUGAAUUAAGCCAGAACUUUAAUGAUUAAGAAACUAGAUAUGGAUAUGAGGGAAUUUAAUGACUUAAACUUAACAAAGAAUCAGGAAAUUCUAUAAAUGAGGAGAGUAAUCUAUGACAGAAUUUCCUUUGUCAUCAAUUAACUGUUUAGAGAAUUUAAUUCUAAUGUUCGUCUAUUUGGAUCAUGUGCAACUGGUUUAGCCCUUCCAGAAAGCGAUAUUGAUAUUGGAAUUACAGGGUUUGAAUUAUUUCCAUCCACUCAAUUAAAUGGACCAAUCUAAAAAAUAAUUGAUUUUCUUUAAAAAAUGAAAUGGGUCAAAAAUAUUAGAGCAAUUACAACUUCAAAUAUGCCACUGAUUAAACUUCAGGUUGAUCCUACCAUCUCCUUUGUAGACUCAUCUCAUGUCCUUGUAUUACCCUACAUUGAUUUGAUUCCUAAUUCUGAUGAAGAAAUUCCAUCCCAUCUAUUCAGUGUGGAUGUCAGCUUCUUCUAAUAUUAAGGAGCUAAAUAAAAUUGGCAUCUAGGGUAAAUUUCAACAGAAUUGACUCUCUAAUGGCUAUCCUUUUAUAACGAAUUAAGACCAAUAGUUCUGUUAUUCAAGAGCUUAUUGAAGAAGAGAGGAUUAAAUGAUUAAUACAAAGGAGGGAUCUCUUCUUUCUGCAUUAUUCAAAUGGUUUUAGCAUUCUUAGAGAGUUGCUAUCAAUAAAAUUAAGCCUCCUCUAUUGGAUAUACUACUUAUAAAUUCCUACAAUUUUAUGGGAUGGAAUUCGACACCCAAAAGACAGGGAUUAAUUACAAAGGAUUCAAUUAAGAUCCAUUUUUUGAUUUAAAUGAAGAUGACAAUUAACUUUAGAUUACCAUAGUAUCACCAAUCACAAAUGAAGUAAUCAGUCAGGCUAGUUCAUUUGUUUAAACUAUCUUACAAGAUAUAAAGGCUUUGUACUUAGCAACUGAGAAUGAAGUUACCUUCUUUUAUGAGAAAUUAAAGUAUAACAAAAAGAAAAAAGGAAAAAAGGAGGAAAGAAACUUGUUUCAAAAAGAACUUAAUAAACUAGGUCCUCUUUUUAGCAAUACUCUUUAUAAUAAAACUUGA